Molecule: messenger RNA, 830 nt
Organism: Lobosporangium transversale
Lineage: Eukaryota; Fungi; Mortierellomycota; Mortierellomycetes; Mortierellales; Mortierellaceae
Exons: 2
Coding region: 1-672 (223 amino acids)
Source: RefSeq, a predicted model, not a curated record
AUGCUACGAAGGUUGAUCACAGCUACAGCAUUUGAUGUCGAGAAAACAAACGAAGAUAUGAGCGACAUUGAGUUUUUUUUGCGGGAGAACAAAAAAGUGAAAAAAUACUCAGACUUUCCUACGUCCUCCUGGUCACCCGGGUAUGUGUAUCUGUCUGAACACGCCCUAGUUGACAUCCUCUGGGCGAACGAAGAUACCAAGCAGCUACUGGAGCGUAUUCUGCCUCUCGACAAUCCUUCCAAGACUGCAAUGUUUGAGUGUGUACAGGGAACAAAAGGGGUUUUGAUUCAGGCUCUCUUUUGUGACAUUGGAGGCGAUCGCAUGGUUCUUGGAUAUCGAGACAAAGUAUCCCUGCAGUCACAGGACAAAGAGCUAACUCGGUUCAAACUCAAAGGGACGAUUUCUACCAACGGUCUAGUUCUGAAUCUACUUGCCUAUGACACAACCCAGACGAAGAGACAGCAGCAGUCUGACGUAGAUGAAGAAGACCCCAGCCAAGAACUGGAGCUUUCUCAGGGAUUUCUCAACACGACGUGUUCAAAGGCAGCCGGUGAAGACCUGACAGAUGAAGACUAUGCAAACAUAAACUGGAAGAGCUCACAUUCAACAAACCAGGGCGGUACCAUCCGCAAACAGCACAACUAUCGUCGGAUGCGAUCCUGGUAUUGUUAACGCCCUUACGUUUUCCUCCCUGGAUCCUCACAACUCUAACUUGCGGCAAACAGUAAAGGUGAGAAGCAGGUUCUUGUACCUCACCGUCCUCCGCUUCCAUCACCUGUUGAACAAAAGGAAGCGUGAAAAAGGAAUGAUUGAGGUUGAGAGCGCCAUCC